This is a messenger RNA of Medioppia subpectinata, 4777 nucleotides long. The record is from the annotation of a GenBank genome assembly. Lineage: Eukaryota; Metazoa; Arthropoda; Arachnida; Sarcoptiformes; Oppiidae.
CUAAAAAUAAAUGUUUUCUUGCGAUAGAUUUUACUCCAGAUCUAUUAACCAAAUCAAGGAGAAAGAGGGCAAAAGUAAUACAACAAUACAGAUAUCAUACUGGGAUCCGGUGGCCAAUGAGGACAAGUACACACUCGUGAAGGUGACCAACCGGUGCACCACAACCGACGCCAUACAGUCGGCGAUCGAUGAGUUCAAAUGCGACGGUCCGGUCGACGACUACCAACUCUGGGUGAAGACAUCACGCGAUGACACACCCUAUCCGCUGAUCGGACACGAGUACCCGUUUGCCAUUAAGAUGAACUUCGUGCGGGAUCUGCUCCACCGAUCCAAUCUGGACCUCCAGAACUUUAACAACAUCGCCGCUGACAACAAGUGUAUAUUCAUAUUGAGGCGAUCGUAUCCCAAGAACUCUACCGGCGCUCUACUCGACAAUAGCGCCAAGAAGUCGAAGAAUAAGAGGCGACCAAUCAAUUGGCGGCCAUUCAAGAAGAUCAGUAUUAAGACUAGCGGCGGCGGAGGCGAUGUCUCCCUCGAUAGUGGUAUAUCUACGAGCGAGCCCUCCACGCCCACCAAACCGGGCAAAUUGUUUGGCCAACACUUGGACCUACUGUGCAAUGGGGAACAGCUGCCAAAGCCUAUUAUGCUUAUGCUCAACGAGCUGUUCCAAAAGGGUCCGUUCACUGUCGGGAUAUUUCGCAAAUCGGCCAACGCUCGGGUCUGUAAGGAAUUCCGGGCCAAACUAGAGUCGGGCGACGAGCCGGACAUUACCGAAGUGCCCGUUAUGGUCAUCGCAUCCGUGUUCAAGGAAUUCCUGCGAUCCCUACCCGACUGUCUACUCCAGUCCCGUCUGUACCCCCAGUGGAUCGACUCGAUCGGUGUGGCCAACAAUCACGAGUGCCGGGAACGGGUGCAGCGGCUGUUGCAGUGUCUGCCGGCCAGCAAUAUGUUGCUAUUGAGGCACACGCUGUGCGCCCUCUGGUCUAUCGCCCAACAAUCGCCGCUCAACAAGAUGUGUCCGGUCAAUCUGGGCGUAUGCGUGGGCCAGAGUCUACUCACGCCCGCCCCCUUCGCCCAGACCGGUGUCCAUCCGCCCAACUCUCAGACCUGUGAAACGGGACGCCCACCUAAUAAUACCGGUGCCGAUGCAAAGGCCCGGCCAUUUCCCGAUAAGAGUGUACUUCAUUGUAAAGGGGAAAUGUCAAAACAAGUGCCAAAACUAAUCGCAUAUCUCAUCGACCACUGCCCGGACCUGUUUGGCGAGCAAACUGUGCGCCUAUUGGGCACUCCCACGGCUGACCACGAGCUACACCUCAGCUCAUCGUCACGUCAGGACUCGGGCGCCGAAGAGUCGGACAGUUUGAACAGUUUGCCCGACAGUAACGGCGCCCACAGCUCCGACCCGGACAGCAGCGCCGGAAGCAGUAGCUCUAGCGGUGGACGCAAUCAUCGGUGCGACGACUCGUCCAUCGACAGUCUGGAGAGGGCUCUGAUGGACGACUCGGUGGCGCGGGUCAGCCCCGGAGCCGUUGUCAACGGCUUACUCGACGGGCGCCCAGUGAACGCGUUGGCCAACAAGAUGUCGCUGUCGAACCUGUCGCGCGACUCCGGCCUAACCCUAUCGGACACCCAAUUGUAUACACCGGACGAAGACGAAGAGUGCGGCGACGAUUUGGAUCAGUUCCCUACGAUCGGCGGCGCAGCCAAUGGCCAGUCGUAUCACCGCAAGACGUCCAGUCCGUUGGCAUAUCAUCCGCCAUACCUGACGAAGUCUGUGCCCCAUUUGGAUCAAACCGGUCUCGACUCCGACCUAAACGUGACGUUCAGUUACGGCCGAUCGCAUGGCGUCAGUAUCGACGGCUCCUGUCAUGAUGUGGUGAUGCGAAAGCGCCGUCACCUUCAGGGCGUCCACAGCGCCGGCAAUACCGGCCACUACUCCACAGCCGGUGAUUAUAUCGCGCGCAACGCCCGCAACAGCACCGGCAGCCAACUUAACGGCCAGUCUUCGGCCCAAACCUAUCACAAUCAUCACCAGACAAACGCCAAUCAAAGACAUAAUCACAACAAUAACAAUAACUAUUACCGACAGUCGUCGCAGCCCUCGUCGUCGGCGCUCAACGGCGCCGGACAUCAUCACCAUCUCUAUCAUCAGUAUCACAGCAACGGCUAUCACCACCACUACACCGGUCCCCAUCAUCAGCACCCGCACCAACACAUACCCAUCCACUACUCCAAGUCAUACAGUUAUGGCAUUAACGGCGACGACCUUCAACUCGGCUCCUCCUCUGCCGACGAUCACCAGUCGAUGGACAUCAACAACGGUUCCGCCGAUGACUGUCAUCGGGAGUAUCGAUACCGGAGGCCACCGUUGGCCGCAGUGCUCGGCGGGGCGCCCGUCCAUAACGGCUAUCACGAGCAUCACGUGUCGGCCCCCUAUCUUCGCCGCAGCUCUUCCGAGGAGAGUCUGAUCCGUACCGGUUAUGACACCACCGAUGGCGAGACCAAUGGCUAUUCGCUGGCCUUACAGUACGCGACGCCCGGCCGCCAGUCAUACGGCAGUCAACAGCAGAGCAAGUAUUACAGCAAUAAUAAUAAUCAAUACAACGGCGGCCACAAUACCGGCGCCAAUCAGGUGACACUUCGGGCCGAUGUUCAUCACUAUAACGGCAAUAACAACGUCACCACCGGUGCCACCAAUGCUAUCGGACCGCGCGUCCAAUCGGCCGUCAAUCUGUCGGCACCCAAUCGGGUGACCAGUAUCUGCAGUAACGGCAGCUCAUCGGAGACGGCGUCCCAGCGCUCGUCCCUAUCGUCCGGCAAACAGUCGUCGACAAACUCGUCCGUCCGUAACGGCUCGGCGGGAGUGGCCGCGUGUCCGCCCAGUUAUCACGAGGCCAUGACUCGCAAAGAGAUGCUCUGUCGGGCGCAGAGUAACGGCGCCCUCAACACCACCGCCACAGGCAAUACGUCCGGCGCUAUCGCCAUGAGAAAGGCGUCGUCGGCGUCCACUUCGUCGGCCAACUCAGCGCACAUUUACGAAGAGUCGGUCCGUAUUUAUAACUCAGACCUCGACAACAAGCGGACGGUAACGGCUAGAGCCGUACCCGUCAGGGUGUCCGGCGAUGGCAUCGGCGCCAACAGCGCUACUAAUAGCGAGCAGCUGUUGCAACACCGCCUGUCGGCGCCCGUGGGCUCGUCCGCCGUCACCACCGCUCAGACACUGCCUCAACAGCACCGACACGUGCAUCGAGUGGUCAGCGAAUCCGUGGCCAACAAUAGCAACGCCCGAAACAUUGUCCACAUAACUGCUCAACAAAAUAAUAAUACUAAUAAUCAGGUGAACCGUCACAACAGCACAUCCCUGUCGGCCUCAUCGCAGCCGCACGUUCUCCAGAGAAGUGCCAAAGACUUUACGCCCGAAGAGUGGCGAAAGGAUAUCAACGGCGGCUGCAAAGUGGCCACACUUCGCAAACUGUUCACCAAAGCCACCAGCGGUGGUAACAACAGCACCGGCAACACGUCCUCGUCGUCCCAGUCGUCCACCCCGUCGUCGCAGAGCCCGGCGUCGGUUGUGGUCGACAACAACACGUACAACAUAUACGUCCGCCAGACGUCUCGGCCCGUGUCGGUGCUCAUCGAGAGUCAGGCCAAACACACGACCGCCGGUCAGACCAAACAGCGACCCAUCAGUAUUCAAGAGAUCACUAAUUAUGAUAAUAAUUAUAACACAAACUAUAAGGACAGUCAAGUGUCCAAAGGUGUGACUGUAGUGCAAGUGAGACACAACACCGCCGGUGCUAACGAUGGCCACACUCUCGGCCACAAGAGGGCCGACUCCGUGGGCAACAGCUCUUCCGAAGAGGAGUCUUAUGAAUUCCGGGCCAAACUAGAGUCGGGCGACGAGCCGGACAUUACCGAAGUGCCCGUUAUGGUCAUCGCAUCCGUGUUCAAGGAAUUCCUGCGAUCCCUACCCGACUGUCUACUCCAGUCCCGUCUGUACCCGCAAUGGAUUGACUCGAUUGGUGUGGCCAACAAUCACGAGUGCCGCGAACGGGUGCAGCGGCUGUUGCAGUGUCUGCCGGCCAGCAAUAUGUUGCUAUUGAGGCACACGCUGUGCGCCCUCUGGUCUAUCGCCCAACAGUCGCCGCUCAACAAGAUGUGUCCGGUCAAUCUGGGCGUAUGCGUGGGCCAGAGUCUACUCACGCCCGCCCCCUUCGCCCAGACCGGUGUCCAUCCGCCCAACUCUCAGACCUGUGAAGACUAUGCAUACAAUAGACGGGACGCCCACCUAAUAAUACCGGUGCCCAUCCAAAGGCCCGGCCAUUUCCCGAUAAGAGUUAAAGAAAAUUACAAGUAUAGUAUACUUCAUUGUAAAGGGGAAAUGUCAAAACAAGUGCCAAAACUGAUCGCAUAUCUCAUCGACCACUGCCCGGACCUGUUUGGCGAGCAAACUGUGCGCCUAUUGGGCACUCCCACGGCUGACCACGAGCUACACCUCAGCUCAUCGUCGCGUCAGGACUCGGGCGCCGAAGAGUCGGACAGUUUGAACAGUUUGCCCGACAGUAACGGCGCCCACAGCUCCGACCCGGACAGCAGCGCCGGAAGCAGUAGCUCUAGCGGUGGUCGCAAUCAUCGGUGCGACGACUCGUCCAUCGACAGCCUGGAGAGGGCUCUGAUGGACGACUCGGUGGCGCGGGUCAGCCCCGGAGCCGUUGUCAACGGCUUACUCGACGGGCGCCCAGUGAACGCGUUGGCCAACAAGAUGUCGCUGUCGAAC